UCCAGACUAGUACUACUAGUACUACAAUUCUACAUUUACUAGAUGUCUAGAUCUAUAUAUAUAUAUACAUCUAGGUCUAGAUCUUAGUAGUCAAAGUAGAUUAGUAGAUAAAGCAGAUGUAGAUCUAGAUCUAUAGAGUAGUAUAGAGAUCUAUUUAAAAAGUCUAGAUAUUCUAGAUCUAGAAUUUAGAUUUUAUAUAAGAUUAACUAUAAAUUUAAAGAAUAGAUCUAAAUCUAGACCUAGACAAGUUCUAGAAAAAUUCCACUAACUGAGACGACUGACUCACUGAGUCUCACUAAGUCUACUCUAAGUUUCACAAACCUAAGUGACCUAACUUAGUAACUAGAUCUAGAUUAAGAUUAUUUUAGAUUUGACUAGACAUCUAGAUUUAUGUCUAGAUUCUAUUAUUCUAUAAAAGAUUGCCACUAGACUAGAUCUAUACUUUUCUAGAUUAUUCUAGAUCUCUAACUCUAGUGAAGUCUAGUCACUAGUGACUCACAAAAAUAAUAGUCACAAUAAUUAGAAUCUAGAUAUCUACUUACUAUCUUGUAUAAUAAUCUAGACUCUCGACUAAAUCUAGUCAUUUCUAGUGACAUUCUAGUCAGUCUAAUAAUCUGUAAACAACAUUGAAAAAGCCAGACAUUUUCACACUUUAGGCUAAUGCAGGCUGUUUGGAGGACAUGACCCCUAAAAGGAGAAUAUGGCUUCCUUUUGCCAGACGUCUGGUAAUCCUAAAUUGUUUGGUGUGUUUAAAAGCUUUAAAAUGGCUGAUGAAGGGACAUCUAAUAAUUCUGAUAUUCCUCGAGGCCUCAUAAACAGAACUGGAAAUCCAUUAAGCAAAGGAUCUAGGCUGCCCUCAGUAAGAGGUCAUCGAGAUCUUACUUUAGGGGGUGUUCAGAGAAAAGUUUUUGUACCUAAUUUGACUGCUGUAAAAAAAUCUCUUAACAAAGAUGAUGUCAAACCAAAUGUUGCAUCUGCUACGUUGACCAUUCCAGACCAGCUUGAUACCAAUAAAGGUAAAGGUAAAUUCAAGUCUGAUAGAGGUAGAGGUCGUGGAAGAGGGCGAGGUCAAGCAGAAGAUCGCACAAUACAGCUUCACUCUGAGUUUUCCUAUGGCCCAAUGGGUGGAGCCGGCUCAUCAUCAGGCUGGGGUAAAAGCAGAGAAGGAGGAGGUGGUGGUGGUGGUGGUGGCAGUGGUGGUAGAAAUGCAGAUGUUGACUCUACAGCUAUUAAAGCAGCAAUGAGACAUUCUAAAGGUACUGAAGAAGAUAAAAAUAUGUUGGACUAUCUUAUGAAAGAUAAUUUUAUUUCAGAUAUUGCAUCUGGGGAUCCAUUUAUGUCUCCAAUCAGGUUGCCAUUGGAUAUUAACUUUAGUGGCCUUGAUUUGAAAGUUAAGACAGAUAAAAUAAAAGAUGAAAUAAUUGAAGAACCUGAAAGUAAAGUUGAUGUCAAGCCUCUUAGUAUGUCCACUGCUUUAUCUGGUCACACUGUCACACAAGAGGACUAUUCUGUUGGUGACCUACUGAAGCAUGCAGUUAAAUCAGAAAAAGGAGACUUAAUCUUUCUUCAGUUUCCUGACACUUUGCCUGGUUUACCUCCAUCUGUUGAUGAACGCCCAUCAACUUCCAACAGCUCUAACAGCAAUAAGGAAGAUGAGCUUUCUAAGAGACUAGCCGCUUGUCAACUUAAAGAUUGUAAUGAAGGUUAUAUGGGUAAACUUAGAAUCAGAAAAUCUGGCAAAGCUGAACUUGUUCUUGGAGACAUUGUUAUGGAAGUCAUGCCAGGCAUACCAAUAAAUUUUCAUCAGGAGCUUGUUUCCAUAAAGACAGAGCAUCAUCCUGGUCAGAUGAUUGCGCUAGGCACAGUAGCCCACAAACUUGUGGUGACUCCAGACUACAACCAACUCCUUUCCCAUGUUGAUGACUUUUUAUGACAAUAAAAUUAUGUUUUGAUUUGA
This is a messenger RNA of Biomphalaria glabrata, 1957 nucleotides long. Its product is annotated as DNA-directed RNA polymerase III subunit RPC4-like. Gene Ontology annotation, biological process: transcription by RNA polymerase III. Gene Ontology annotation, molecular function: DNA binding. The transcript has 11 exons. Gene Ontology annotation, cellular component: RNA polymerase III complex. Lineage: Eukaryota; Metazoa; Mollusca; Gastropoda; Planorbidae. The coding region runs from base 701 to 1933 and encodes 410 amino acids. The record is from RefSeq and is a predicted model, not a curated record.